Molecule: messenger RNA, 4201 nt
Organism: Spea bombifrons (plains spadefoot toad)
Lineage: Eukaryota; Metazoa; Chordata; Amphibia; Anura; Pelobatidae
Gene: PLA2R1
Product: phospholipase A2 receptor 1
Exons: 27
Coding region: 69-4034 (1321 amino acids)
Cellular component (GO): signaling receptor complex; plasma membrane
Molecular function (GO): signaling receptor activity
Source: RefSeq, a predicted model, not a curated record
CUCUUAAACAGAAGGCUGAUGAGCAACUCUCUGCGUCAAUCCUGGAUCUCUGACGUAAUAGCUCCGCAAUGCUCACCCGCACACCUGGAUCUGUGACGCUGUUUGUAGGCAUUCUCUAUGUGCUGCUCCCUUACAUUCCUGCAGAAGAUGCCGGGGGUCCCGAUGAUCGCCUCCCCCAAUUGUUCUGUAAAGGCACGUUUCUUAUUGAAAGCAAAGAACAUCACAAGUGCAUUGCAGUGGAAUCAUCUGAAAUUCUCUUAAAAGAAUGCAAGCAACUUUCGGAAAACAUGUUGUGGAGAUGGGCAUCGAGACGUCUUCUCUUCAACAUGGGGAGCAGUAGAUGUCUGGGGCUUAACUUGAGCGGCUCCCACACACCUUUAGAGAUGUUGCAAUGCGACUCUCCUGAUGUAACACAGAGGUGGCGCUUAACUUUUGGCAUUCUGAUGGGCAAUGGCGGCUACAAGGUAGUGGCUGUAGACGGACGUGUAGUGGCCAGCAAGACUUUGUACCACGAGUGGAGGCAGUAUAUGCCGAAUAAUGAAAGCUUCUGUGAACAGAGUUCCCAAGAAAUAUACUCACUUCGGGGUAACGGUUUGGGUCAACCAUGUUUAUUUCCAUUUAAAUACAAAAAUAUUUGGUACCAUGAAUGUACUAACAGUGGAAGAGAAGACAGAUUAUACUGGUGUUCCACCACAAUGAAUUAUGACAGGGAUGGAACAUGGGGAUACUGUCCACAUUCUGAAGCAGGCUGUGGAUUAUUUUGGGAACAGAACAAUGCUACACAGACCUGUUACCAAUUCAACUCCGACGCUUCGGUCACUUGGUUCCAAGCCCGUGCCUCUUGUCAAGAGCAAGGUGGAGAUCUCCUGAGUAUCACCGAUGUGGAUGAAUGGAAAUACAUAUCUGAGAGAUUAAGCAAUCAAACUGGGUUCUGGAUCGGCAUCAAUGACUUGAAUGGAGCUGCUGGCUGGCAGUGGUCGGAUGGAUCACCUUUGGCAUUGCUGGCCUCAAAAUCUGAUUUGCAAAAGUCCCCGUCUCUGGUCUUUGAACGCGUAUUUGAUGGACAGUGCGGCAUGCUAGACAGUCACAAGUUUAGAAGCUUCCCGUGUUAUCUUCCUUCACGUUACGUGUGUAAGAAGUAUAUUACUCGUAGUGAACGGGAAACGUUUGAUACAUGGAAAUAUUACCCAACAAAGUGUGAUUUUGGUUGGUAUCCACACAAUCGUUAUUGUUAUAAGCUUCAGAGGGAAGAACUGUCUUGGGACAAUGCUUCUGCUGCUUGUCACCUCAGCGGGAGUGAAUUGACGAGUUGGACAUCACAGGCAGAAGCUGAAAUCAUAGUGAAAGUUCUAAAUAGCGAAAGUGAGACCCGGGCUUGGAUUGGGAUGAGUGCAGAACAGCAGCAUCCUAUUAUUUUCCAGUGGGUAGAUGGCUCCAACGUGACCUUCACCGACUGGCAGAGAAAUGAACCUUUUAUAUCCCAAGAAGCUGAUCGUUUUUGUGUGUUUGCAGAAGGAACCAACGGACAAUGGAAAGUUAAUAACUGUAGCGAAAAAAUGUUCUCUGUUUGUAAGAAAUCAGGACAGCUUGACUCCAUUAGUGAAAAUCAAUGUGGAAAGGACUGGGAAAGAUACGGCACAAAUUGUUACCGGAUUGAUGUCACCGAACGAACAUUUGACCAGGCGUCGAGUGGCUACCACUGUGCCUCCCCGUUAGCAACCAUAACUAACAGGUUUGAACAAGCUUUUGUUAGUAGUAUGAUCUCUAGUAAGGUACAAACCGAAGACACUCAUUUCUGGAUCGGUCUACAGGAUCGAAAUAAUUCAGGAGAAUACAUGUGGGUUACCAACGGAGCAUAUGAGCAAGCUGUGACCUUCACCAACUGGAAUAAAGGUCAUCCCAAUCACCUAGGUGGAUGUGCCGCUGUGCGGAAUGGGAAGCACCUUGGGCGCUGGGAAGUAAAGGACUGCAAUUCGUUUAAGGCAAAGUCACUGUGUAAGAAGACAUUGGCCGGUGUAACAAAGAAGCCGUCAGAUUCCAGCGAAAACUCUUUGGAUUCAAAUCAUAUGUGUGAUUUAUGGGAAUCGGAACCGCAUUUUCAUCAUUGUUACAAGGUUUACCAUCACGAGAAGGUGAUCAGGAAAAGAACGUGGUUGGAAGCUGAGGGUUUUUGCCAGGCGUACGGUGCGCACCUUGUUAGCUUUUCACAUAUAGAAGAGGAGAGAUUUGUGGCAGAGCUGGUGGACACCAUGUUUCAUGGAUAUGAGGAGAGACAGUUCUGGAUCGGAUUCAAUAAAAGAAAUCCAUCUUCUGAAGGGUCCUGGGAAUGGUCAGAUGGUUCACCGGUGGUGUCUUCGCUUAUAGAAGACACGUUUGAUGAGGAUGAAUCCUUAAACUGUGCGGUUUACCGAGCCGAUAACAAAGUAGUCCCCGUGCACUGCGAUUCAAAGUUUGAAUGGAUCUGCAAAAUGCCAAAAGGCAUGACUCCAAAGAUACCAGAGUGGCAUGUCAGAGAUAUUCCUUGGGUUUUCUUUCAAGGAUACGAAUAUUUAUUCUACGACCAACCCUUUCAAUUUCUGGGGUUUGAAUUUGUCUGUGCUUGGCUUGGGAGUGAAAGGGUUACCAUACAUUCCCCGGCAGAACAAGCUUUUAUUUACAACAGAAUAAAAAAGAUAUCAAAGAAGAGGCAGAACUGGUGGAUCGGACAUCUCCAUGAAAGCCCGCAUGAUGGAUUGCAAAGGUGGACAGACGGACUCCCUAUGAAAUACACAAACUGGGAGGGUGCGUUCGAUAUCACCAACGUAUCUUUGAACGUCCCACAGUGUGCUUACAUUUCUUCAGACACAGGACUUUGGGGUUUUUCGGAAUGUUCUGCAUUGAACCCUGGAAUCUGCAGAACAGAUAAAACAUUUAAAGUCGAAAAAGAAACUUAUACAUUUCCCAUGGAAGACUUCAAGAAUGGGACUUGUCCUCCGCAAUGGAUUCACUAUGGACGCAAGUGUUUCUUUGUGCAUAAAGGUGAAGAUAAUGGGAUACUGGACAGCUGGUUCGAUGCACAGGAAUACUGCAACAGCCAUGGCGGUAAUCUUGUCUGCAUUGAAAAUGAAAUAGAACAAGCUUUUGUGGUUAUUCAACUUUUCGGGGAGAAAAAUGGUUUUUGGAUUAAUUUGCGGAACAGUGACUACGAAAAAUGGGAAAGUGGUCUUUCUAGAAAAUAUUCCAACUGGUCUCCAGUAGAGUCAAUUCAUGAGAAGGCAACCAUUACUAAUGGAAGUUCAGACAACCAGCGGGCUCUGUGUGGUGUAAUAUCGAGCAAUGGUGAUCGCCAUGCCACUGGGAAAUGGUACCUCGACCAGUGCAAUAGAAAAGGCUAUGGAUUAGUUUGUGAGAAAAGACAAGAUAUUGCUGCUCAUAGUUUUAAUGAAACUGAAAUGUACCCAGUGCUGGACAUCAUGGAAUACGGGCACAAAACCUACAAAAUGAUCUCUGGCAACGUAACGUGGUACGAGGCUUACACGAGCUGCCGGGGAUACGGGGCUGAUUUGGUCAGCGUGACUGAUGAGUAUCACCAGGCCUUCCUGACGGUCAUCAUAAACCGACUGGGUUAUUCCCACUGGAUUGGAUUCUCCACGGUAGAUAAGGGACGCCAUUUUGAAUGGGCUGAUGGCUCCAACUCUACAUUCACUGCAUGGGAAGAUGAAGAGUCUCCAUUUGGUGGAAACUGUGCCUAUAUGGACAUUGAUGGAUACUGGGGAAUGGAAGACUGUGACCAUGAACUCCAAGGGGCUGUCUGUCUUCUGUCCAAAAAUAAUACGGGUUUUGUAGACCAUCCUGUGGGUACAACGAUAAAUCACGAGGCUAUUCCGGUUGCUGUGGCGUCGUUCGUGACGCUGCUUGGUUUGCUGUUCCUGGGCUACGUCUUCCAUCGGAACAAGCGUUUCUGCAGCACAGCCACAAACCUUCCGACGCUGCCGCGGUCACAAGCCUGCGCCGAGGCCGGGGAGACAGAGGAACUAUCCUUAUUACAGAAUUAAAAGCAGAACGUGACAAGGGGCUUCAGCAACAGGGAAACUAAAACAUGGACGCCUGAGUCAAUGUCAUUUUUUUCAAACUUCUUGUCUUGUCUCUUUCCCGCUGUAAAUGUGCACGCCUGAAUCCCAUUAUUUGAAAACCUUAUAUUAUUUAUAAUAAAGUUAUUCCG